AUGGCAUUUCAUUCAAAUGAUGGAUAUAAUUUAUCAUUGAAAGGCAAUUCUCUUCAACCGCCGUCAGGAAACGUCUCAUCACGUUCAGCUAGUGCAAGAAGUCAUUCUCAAACGAGACAACCUGUCGCACCCUCUAGAAUAGGCAGUGGUAGAGAUCAUCGAACAAAUCCGAAUAUUAGUAACGCUCGACAAAGACGACAUAGUAAUAGUGGUCAAAGACCUGCCUGGCUUACAUCUCCUACACCAGAUCCUAAACAAAAUACUUCAACAUCGUCCAGUGUAUAUCGUGCAUCCAGUCCACAGCAAGAUGAUGUUGACGCAUUUUUUACCGAUCGAGUACAUCAAAAUUAUCAUCAACAACAGAAAUUCGACGAAGAUCAAUGGGAUGAUACGCAUAAUUGGGUUGAUAAACUUCAUUCUGUUAAUGGAUCGUUCACACCGCAGCAACAUAUUCAACCAGUCGGUCCGACAGGCAUCUCACGAGAUAGUCUAAACGGAGCAACGAAUCUUCUUCAGUCAAGUCACAAUCGGCGGGGACAACAUAUGCCAGCGUCGUAUAUAGCCGGUAUUUCUCAAGCGACACCAACUGAAGUCGAUCUACGAAAGAAAAUGGCUUCAAUUACGAUUCAACGAUGGUAUCGAAAGAUUCAAAUGAGACGAAAAAUGGCGGAAGCUGCAUUGAAAAGAGUACUCGAACAGAAGAAAAUCGAACAUCAAGCAUCAGUGGAACGAAACAAAGAACUAGAAAAACUUGCCUUAUUGGAACAGAAGAAAAAUCGAGAAGAUAAACUACGUCAAACACGGUUAACAACUCUGAAGGAAGCUCAACAACCGCGAAGAAAACCAUCGUAUGAAAAUCAUAUUAAAAUCGAUGAACGUCGUCCAUCGACACCCAAUCAUCGACCAGUAUCCUCGCGACAUCGAACAAAUCCCAAUCCAUUGCCACUUCCACCUUCUUCACACGUUGAUGAAAAGUUUACAUCUGACAGUUCGACAACAUCCAAGGUAACGCUGACUGAUGUUUAUGAAACAUUAAGAAAACUAGAGGAAGUCGAACAAUUUCCUGUUCAAUCACCUCAUGAGAAUGAAUCGGCCUAUCUUAUCGAUGCAGAAACACCUCCGGCCAGUGAAACCCCGCCGAGUCGGGUGGAUUCGAUCCUAUCAUAUCUAGACGAAGCAAAUCACAAUGAUGUAGCUACUAUAGAAAGUGUUCGUUCACAAAAAUCAACAGCACCUUCGACUGUUCGUUUCACUACGCCGCCCCAGUCCACUCGACAGCAACAACUUCCGACAAAAAAAGUCGCACAAUCUGUUUCUGUCACACAGACACGUGCAUCUCCCUCGAUUGACCAACAGAUCAAACACGGAAGUAAACAAUCGCAGGCCACCACUACACAUAAAUCUUUGGCAGUAACUGCUCCUACACGAAAAUCUCCAGAAGAAGAAAUCGAAAGCGAAGCGAAUAUUGAGGAUCAUGAGGCGAUUCGAACUGCUCAAGACAUAACUGAGACUGUCAUGCAAUUACGCAUGGAAAAUGAAGAAAAACAACGUCAACUGAUUAUCUCUCAACAAAGAUUGAAUCAACAACGUGAAUUGAAUAUUCGUCACGCGAAAGAGUCCGAACGAGAGUUAGAACAUCGAUUACAAUUACAAAAGGAUGAUUACGAAGGAACCAUUCAACGACACUUAACUUUCAUCGAUCAGUUGAUCGAUGACAAAAAGAAAUUAUCUGAGCGAUGUGAACGAUUGGUUUCUGAACUGAAAACCAUCGAUAAGAAAUCUGGCGAUCGUUUGAAGACAAUGGAAGAAUCUCAUCGAAUCGAAUUACAAAAGUUGAAAGAUGUUCACGAAGCAGCAGAAAAGCUGCGUCGUGAACGAUGGAUCGAUGAAAAAACAAAGAAAAUCAAAGAAUUAACCGUUCGUGGUCUCGAACCAGAAAUUCAAAAGUUAAUUGGUAAACACAAAGCUGAAUUAGCAAAAAUGAAAACAGUUCAUGAAGCCGAAUUACUAGCAGCUGACGAACGUGCCGCACAACGAUACGUUCGAAUGACCGAAGAUCUUCGCGAUCAACUCGAACGAGAAAAAGAGUCAGCAAUCGCGCGAGAACGUGAUAUAGCACGUGAAAAAUAUGAAAAAGGCAUUCGAGAUGAAGAAAAAGCGUUUGCCGAACAACGACGUCGAUUGUAUGCUGAAAUCGAAGAUGAAAAAAAUCGACAAGCAGAAUUAGUAUCCAAACAACGUGCCGAUCUCGAUAAACUUCGUCGUGACAUUGAAGAAAACCAUCGUACAGCUGUCGAUGCUGCUAAACGUGAAUACGAAGCGAUACGCUUAGAACAAGAACGACGACAUGCCAGUGAAAUCAAUGAAUUGAAAGAAAAACUAGCGAUCGAAAAGCAAAGUUGGGAAGAAAACUACAUGAAGAAGCAAGAAACAUUCCUUUCUGGAAAAGAACGGGAAUUACGAGAACAGAUGAGACGUGAACGAGAUAAAGAGAUUGAAAAGAUCAUUGCACAAUUUGAAUCCGAUACAACACUGACAAAAGAAGAAACGGAACGCACAACAGAAAAUCGAAUCAAACGUAUGCGAGAAAAAUACGAAGCUGAAUAUCGUGAACUUGACUAUUCCGAAAAACAAACCAAAGCACGCUAUAAUCAAAUAAAAUCCCAAAUGGCUGAAAUCGAAGGCGAAAAUGAGCGAUUACAAGUCAUUCUCAGACAAAAAGACACAGAAGUCAACGACAUUAAAAAGAUCACGGACACCUUACAAAAAGAACGGGAGCGUUUAUCCGAUAUCAUUCGACAGGAAUUCGCUGAUCGACUCGUAUUGACCGAAGAAGAAAAUCGACGAAUUAAAGGUGAUAUGGCCGAAUUACGCGCUCGACAGCAAGUCGAACUUGAUAAGAAAAAAGAAGAGAUUGAAAUUUUACAACGAGAAAAGGAAAAAGAAUUGGAAACUGUGCAUGAAAAAAUCAAACAAGCAAUUAGUAAAAAAGAUGAACAGGUACAAGCGCUACGCAUUCAAUUUGAGGCAGCAGUUAAACGAGCUGAUCACCUCGAGGGUUUAUUAGCACAACAGAGAAAACUCAUCGGCACAACACCUGCAAAUAGCAAUAACACGCCAAAGAAACCGGCACCAUCUUAA
Adineta ricciae is the source of this 3141-nucleotide messenger RNA. The record is from the annotation of a GenBank genome assembly. Lineage: Eukaryota; Metazoa; Rotifera; Eurotatoria; Adinetida; Adinetidae.